Molecule: messenger RNA, 652 nt
Organism: Ictidomys tridecemlineatus (thirteen-lined ground squirrel)
Lineage: Eukaryota; Metazoa; Chordata; Mammalia; Rodentia; Sciuridae
Gene: Hbe1
Product: hemoglobin subunit epsilon 1
Biological process (GO): oxygen transport; hydrogen peroxide catabolic process
Cellular component (GO): haptoglobin-hemoglobin complex; blood microparticle; hemoglobin complex
Molecular function (GO): peroxidase activity; heme binding; haptoglobin binding
Source: RefSeq, a predicted model, not a curated record
AGACGUGACUCCUAGCCGCAGAACAUACUUGCUUCUGACACUUCGGUAAUCACCAGCAAACUCCCAGACCUGACAUCAUGGUGCAUCUAACUGCUGAGGAGAAGAACCUUAUCUCUAGCCUGUGGGGCAAAUUGAAUGUGGAAGAGACCGGAGGUGAAGCCUUGGGCAGGGUCCUUGUUGUCUACCCUUGGACCCAGAGAUUCUUUGACAGCUUUGGCAACAUGUCCUCUCCCUCUGCCAUCAUGGGUAACCCCAGGGUCAAGGCCCAUGGCAAGAAGGUGCUGACUUCCUUUGGAGAGGCCAUUAAGAACCUAGACAACCUCAAGGGUACCUUUGCUAAGCUGAGUGAGCUGCACUGUGACAAGCUGCAUGUUGAUCCUGAGAACUUUAAGCUCCUGGGUAACGUGCUGGUGAUUGUUCUGUCUGCUCACUUUGGCAAGGAGUUCACCCCUGAAAUGCAGGCUGCCUGGCAGAAGCUGGUGUCUGGUGUUGCCAAUGCUCUGGGCCACAAGUACCACUAAACCCGCCUCCCUAUUCACCAGUGCUCCCGUGUGUCCCCAGUACCCUCCUUCUGUACAUGGGGACUGAGCUCAGCCUUGAAAGCAUAGCUUCUGCUUAAUAAAACAUUUCUUCAGUAAUUCAAAAUUGAAAA